AUGACCUUGUCUUGGAAAUUACUUGGGCUUGCCUCCUUGGCUUUACUGAGUGGCACUGUCACAGGUACAGGAGCCGAUGCUCACUCGGAUAGGGCUCUAAAGAGAUUCAAUGCGACGGUCGGCGGACGUGUGCAAUCUCUUGCCCCUUUCUCUCUGCCUUGCUUCUCCAGCUACAAUGGACAACCAGUGGCUCGCGAUAAUGCUGCCUGUACUGCCAUCCAGGCUAACUACUCGAACCCGUGGCUACGAACGAAUUCUCCCAAUGGCUACAUGAACAACCAGGCUGAGAUGUGGGCAUCCGAUCCCAGCGACCAAUGUCUUCUCGACGAUAGCAAUCCUGCAGACCCUUUGGCUUACGUGAAUGCCACUUGCCGCCAGGGGAACAUGCCCUCCCAUUAUCUCGAAGUGCAGAGCCCAAAGGAUGUGAUUGAAGCUUUUCGAUUCUCGAAGAAUUCCGGCAAGCAGCUCGUCAUUAAGAACAGCGGCCAUGACUAUCUCACCCGUAGCAGCGGACGAGACUCGCUGUCUCUGUGGAUGCGUAACCUACGGUCUAUGCACUACAAUCAAGCCUUUACGCCCCAUGGCUGCAACGAUGCCGCUCAAAAGUACAAGGCCAUCACCGUCGGCGCCGGGGUCAACUUCGAUGAAGCGUAUACAUUUGCACAGCAGCAUAACGUCACAAUUCUCGGUGGCUACUCACCCACAGUUGGUGUCUCGGGGGGUUGGGUCCAAAACGGCGGUCAUUCCAUUCUCAGUCCUGUGUACGGUCUCGGCGUUGACCGCGUGCUAGAGUUCAAGGUCGUAACACCAGACGGUGUCUACCGAACCGCGAACGAAUUCCAGAACCCGGACCUAUUCUGGGCUCUUCGCGGCGGCGGCGGUGGAACCUUUGGAGUCGUUCUUGAAAGCACCCACCGUGUCGAGCCUGCUAUUCGCUUCGUUGCGGCCAAUAUCAAGUUCCCUAGCACUUCCACCAACAUGCUCCCAUUCAUGGAAAUCGUCGUCAAUAACACCCUUAAAUGGGCACAAGAAGGCUGGGGUGGCCAUAUAACCGGCAACACCCUUGUCAAUAUCUCGCCUCUCCUCUCCAUCGACGAAGCGAAAACCUCCCUGGCAGACGUAAUCGCCUACGCAAAGGCAAACGGAGGCUCUGCCACCAUCGAAGAAUUCAACUCCUGGUACCCAUUCUACGAGAAGUACGUCACAACCAGCUCCGUUGCCGUCGGUGUCACUCGCUUCCCCGGAAGCCGUCUGAUCCCACGCUCGGUCUUUGAAACCGCCGAAGGCCGCGCGGAUCUCAUGUCCUUCUUCGCUCUCAUCCAGUCAAUCGGUCAGACGCCUUACAUCCCCGUCGUCGGUCCAGUGCUCUACGAAUAUGCCGAAGGCUCGACUAGUGCCUCUCCCGCCUGGCGUGAGGCCGUCUGGGAGUUAGGCUCCGGUGCUUCCUGGGCAUGGAAUAGUACUCUUUCCACUCGAAUGCAGAAGAUUGCGGCUAUUCAGAAUAUGACGGCGGUUAUUGAGGGGAUAACGCCCGGUGGUGGUGCGUAUAGCAACGAGGCGAAUCCAUUCACGAUUAAUUGGCGAGAGGCAUGGUGGAGCGAUAAGUAUGAGAAGUUGGUGAGGAUUAAGAACAAGUAUGAUCCAGACAAUCUGUUGCGUUGCUGGAAGUGUAUUGGUUGGGAGGAGUCCCAAGCUGCUACUUCGGCUUUUGCGGCAUUCGUUUGA
This is a messenger RNA of Penicillium subrubescens, 1725 nucleotides long. Its product is annotated as putative isoamyl alcohol oxidase. Bases 1 to 1725 code for a protein of 574 amino acids. NCBI's taxonomy places the organism in Eukaryota, Fungi, Ascomycota, Eurotiomycetes, Eurotiales, Aspergillaceae. Gene Ontology annotation, molecular function: oxidoreductase activity; FAD binding. The record is from RefSeq and is a predicted model, not a curated record. The transcript has a single exon.